AUGAACGCGCUCUUCAUCGUCCAGCUUGUCGUUUAUAUCCUGCUGUGUCCGCCCAUCCUCUACGUCUGGUACCACCAUGGCUGGCCCGGUUUCCUGGGAUGGGGAUACAUGGUAGUUUUCUGCGCGUUCCGCAUCAUCGGCGGUGGCAUGGCGAUCAACGGCACCGGCACGGGGCCAGCUAUCCUCGCAGGACUGGGGAUUUCCCCGCUCUUGCUGGCUGUGAACGGAAUUCUCGAUGAAGCUCGAAUCUAUCGCAAGCCCGACCAGAACAGAUACCUGCGUCUGCUGCUCCUUGCCGUCAUGACCGCCAUCGUUGCCGCGGGCAUUGCUGAAGCUGGCACGGGCGCUGCAGCGCUGGGCGGCAGCAACCCCAGCUCCGACGACGUCACCAAUGCUUCGAUCGGGGUUGGGUUGUUCUUCACCACAUGGGUGCUUCUCGUCGCCUGGGGGUUGUUCCAGCUGAGAUCGACGCAGCAAAGACGGGAUGCCAUUGCUUUCCGGGAAGGCACAUUGCUCCUCUACGCUAUCUUCGCCUCCCUCAUCUUCGUCGGAAUCAGAGUGACAUACAUCCUCGUCGCGGUGGCCACGAAGAAGGAGUCCUUAAACCCGAUUACCGGGUCGCUGGUCGUCCGGGUCCUGCUCAGCUUCCUUCCCGAGCUCAUCAGCAGUUUGAUUUUGAUCUUUGCCGGUUUGAAGACACUGGAAGUGGGACAGAUUACGAAGGCGGGAUAUGGUGUGCCGACGGCUAUGGCAUACUCGGUAUGGAGGAAUUAA
Rasamsonia emersonii CBS 393.64 is the source of this 774-nucleotide messenger RNA. RefSeq lists its product as uncharacterized. The transcript is spliced from 3 exons. The coding region runs from base 1 to 774 and encodes 257 amino acids. The record is from RefSeq and is a predicted model, not a curated record. NCBI's taxonomy places the organism in Eukaryota, Fungi, Ascomycota, Eurotiomycetes, Eurotiales, Trichocomaceae.